GCUAGAUUUAUUGAUUGCCGUAAGUCUAGAUUCAGGUCACACCCAGCGGUAGUCUAGAUUUUGCUUCCGUAGAGGCAACCCGUACCUUGAAUUUUGAAAUAAUAAUUUUAAUUCAGUGUUGCUGUGAAUUUUUGUUGUGUAGGUGCCUUUCGCAGAUCAGAGACUCCACUACAAACCGACUCCAUGAACCAAGCAGCCGCACCCAUGGAGCCACCAAUCUUCACCACGACCCUUACCAUCUCUUCAAAAUCUCCCCUCUACACCCGCACGGAGAAGAUCGAUCUCAUCAACAAAGAACUGCUUGAAGAACUGACUAUCAAAGCGAUAGACCCCAACCAUGAGUUCAGUCACGCCCAAGACAUGAUCGCCCUCCUUGGAGACAUCAAACAGUAUGAAGAAGCCAUCAUUUUAAGCAAAGUCAUCACAAUCAUUGACAGAGGUGUACAACGGAUGAAGAAUUCAGGUCGUCCUUUCGGGAUUGAGAUAUCAGAACUGACAAAGCUUCGAGAGGAGUUGAUGAAGCAUCUUUCAGAACGUCAGGAUAUGUGCAUGGAGACUCGCAGGAUCUGUCAGGAGGUGACCAGGGAAACCAGUAACCAACGCCUGCGCUUGGAGAUACAACUCAAGAGAGUUGAACAACCGGCUAUCCAAAUGUGAACUGUUUGGAAGACCAUAUAAUAUUGAGUAGAAGACUUAUCAUUUGUCAUUCAUUGUCGAGCCGUUUCUGAUCAAGUUAAAAGUUUUUGAGUAAGUUUAUUGAUGAUAAUGCCCCAAUUAAUGAUUUAACUGAAAUACCUUGUACUUUUAAAAAUUAUGAAAGUGCCAAAAGAAUUUGAUUUGGUUAAAAAAAUAUUUACUUGGAUCCAAAAAUAUUGGAGGAUUAAUUCUAACAGGAAUUAUAAUAAGAUUAUCUUUUUGAAGAUAAAUUAAAAAAAUAUAUCUUA
Molecule: messenger RNA, 944 nt
Organism: Helicoverpa zea (corn earworm)
Lineage: Eukaryota; Metazoa; Arthropoda; Insecta; Lepidoptera; Noctuidae
Exons: 2
Coding region: 184-657 (157 amino acids)
Source: RefSeq, a predicted model, not a curated record